Messenger RNA from Exaiptasia diaphana, 1289 nucleotides. RefSeq lists its product as uncharacterized. The transcript has 5 exons. NCBI's taxonomy places the organism in Eukaryota, Metazoa, Cnidaria, Anthozoa, Actiniaria, Aiptasiidae. The record is from RefSeq and is a predicted model, not a curated record. The coding region runs from base 102 to 521 and encodes 139 amino acids.
UGAUUUUAACAAAUUGACGAUAGUUUCACUACUUGUACGAUUGCAUAAUUGUAAAUCAUGAGAUUUCUAAAUGGUUAAAGCACAAAUACUUUACAAAGAUAAUGCAGAAUACAAACUGGGAGCAAUUUAUCUAUGAAAACAUAUUGAGAUUUGGUGUAACAGAUGGCAUACUACUAAUAACUAAACGAGCAGAAGCUAUUUUCACACAAGGAAAUUUAUCAGACGUUCCUAUGAGGURCUUGCCACAGUUUGUGAAGAUAUUCAAUGUAUCAACUCAAGAGCAAGAGGAAAUAUUGUGCACAAAGGGAUUUGUUCUGGAAGAAAGAAAUAACAAACAAAAUCAUUUUACUAUUUAUCAAAAGACAUUCUGCAGUGUAUAUUCAACAUCUGAAAGUAAUCAUAAAGGUCUGUUGGUUUGCAAUCUGCCAUAUGGUGUUCUUAUAGCUUCCCAUCCAUUUAAUCAAACAAAUACUGAUGCUAUUACAAUAGUGGAAAAUGCCUGCAAAAUGCUAAGAAUGUGAACUCUCCAGAUGAUAUGUUUCCUCUUUCCAUUAAUUAUACUGUCAAAAUUGUCAAAAAGAAAUGAGAUACUAGAAUAUAUGUACAUUCCCAUGAGUAGACCAACUGUGACGCAAUUCCAUUAAAGUUGUUUGUAAAAUAAUUGAGCUGGCAAGRGGAUUUCUAGCCACCCUAAUCACCCCAUUGAUCCACCUUGGRUCCUGAUUACAAAAGAAAUCACCCAGCGACACAGAGUGCAGAAUUCGAAAAUAUUUUGGUUAUGGAAUCCAGAGACAAUUAAGUCUUACAAAGCAAAGAGAAUCUGGAAUCCAGAUUUUUGAUUUAUUGAUUGAAGUAAUUAUUGGUAUAUUUUGAGGCAUUCCUGUUGUCAUGGUUUGACAACCACAUGUUUCCUGGCAGCCGUGUCAGAUUACAUAUYAUUCACUCUCUYGUGGUGUGUGUACACAUGGUUUGAUACUCAGUUAAGAAGUUUAUAGUUUUAGUCAUUUAUAUUACCCACCCUCCCACCCUUAUGGUGGCCAGAGAGGUUUAUAAGUUACUUAUUUGUAUUAUCAUUUCACAUGUUUCUGAUUAAACCUCUCUGUGUACCCAAAACUGAGUUUCUUGUUGUUAUAGUAUGUACAGAAUUGCUUAUUGGAAAUUAAUUUGUUCAUGUUAGUGGUCUCCAUUUAGAGUAUCAGACUCAAGGAGAAUUACUCAUAAAUUAUGUAAAUUAGGUGUUGCCUCAGGUUUACCAAGAUGGCAGAUUAAAGCCCGGUUUAGUGUCUCUA